AUCUGAUACGAACAAUAAGGUCUUCUGAAAAAUGGAUAAACACUCUGAGAUUAAACUGAAUGGGGAUGAGGUUACUGCUGUCUCUAAUGAUGGUGGUGAAAAUACAACCAUUUUCAUUCAAGUUAGAAGAUCACAGAGAAAAAGUAAGAAAAAAAGUGACCCAAGUUUCAUCGGAGAUGAGAAGGUUCAAGACCUUAGAGCUGAUGAGGAGCCUGUAAUUUUUGAGGUGUGUGAAGUUUCUGGUGAAGUGAAAGGUGGCAAUGAUCCGGAAAAAGAGGAAGAACUUCAAAAAGAGGCAACCAUUAAUACAAAAUCAGAUGAAGUCCCUGAAGAAAAUCUUGGUGAUGAAGAUGGGGAUGAAGAUGUUGAUUGGGAAGCAUUCAACAAAGAAUAUCCUGAACUUAGUGAGACAGAGCACAAAGGAAAAUAUGGUUGCAAAGACUGCUCAAAGUCUUUUCACCACAAAAAUGAUUUAGUGCGCCACAUGAAUAUCCAUAACGGAACCAAACCGUACACCUGCGAUACCUGCGGGAAAACCUUUUUACGCAGUGACUAUUUGCGGCUACAUGUCAUCAAGCAUCAAGGAAUAAAGCCUCUUAAGUGUGACCUGUGUGAACGGCGUUUUUAUGACCGUUCAAACCUACGACAACAUAUGAGAACCCACACUGGCGAAAAGCCGGCUAUGUGCCCCUAUUGCCCGCAUCGGUGUUCCCAGCUCUCGGAUAUGAGGAAACAUUUGACUAUUCAUACGAAAGAGAAAGCGUUCCAAUGUGACACUUGUGGUAAGACUUUCUCACUGAAGACUGGAUUAGUAGCCCAUCAGCGGUUACAUACGGGAGAACGGCCGUUCGCUUGCGAGUAUUGUCCUAAGCGUUUUCGCGACCACACGUCAAUGCGGAGACAUCGACGAAUCCAUACAGGCGAUAAGCCUUUCUUGUGCACUCAAUGUGGCAAGACUUUCACCCAAGUUGCAAACAUGAAGCGGCAUAUGCUGACGCACACGGCUGAGAGUAAAGGCCGGCUUUAUCCAUGUCCUUUUUGCGGUGUUGAGCUUGCUUCUAAAAGCGAUGUACGUAGCCACGUGGCCAAAGAGCACGAGCAAAAGAAAGAGAGCCAGCAGACUAAGACAGCUGAAUCUUCGGUUGUAGAAGAUGUCCGAAAUGGGGAAACUAAGAAUGAAUUCAUAACUGUUUACCCCAAUGAAGAUCAGUCUUCCAAAACAAAUGAUGAGGGCGAUGAGGCACACGUUUGUAACUUGUGUGGCAAAACAUUUCCAUUAGAUGCCAGCCUUCAGGAGCAUGUUAGGACACACCUAAAUGCAUCUUCUAAAGAUUUUCAGUGCGAAACAUGUGGCAAGACGUUUUGUCAAGCAUCGUCUCUAAAGGCGCAUCAACUAGUUCACUCGGGAUUGAAACCUCACACUUGCAAUGUUUGCCAAGCAAGUUUCCGCAAAACGCAUCAUCUCCGCCGUCAUUAUCUCGUUCACACAGGCGAGCGCCCUUAUCAAUGUGAUUUCUGUGACCGUACCUUUACUAGCAGCGGCAAUCUAAACAAACAUCGCGCCAUUCAUCUGGGGGAGAAAAACUUUGAGUGCGAGUUCUGCUCAAAGAAGUUUACACAGUCUUCCAAUUUGUCCAAACAUCGAGCCAUUCAUUUAAGACAACAAGCAGUUGUUGAAGAGAAUGGUCAAUCCGGGGAUGCACUUCUUGGGGUCGCCUCCAGCGCAAUCGUAGCAAAAAGGGGUCGAGCAGGGAAGAAAAAAAAUGUUGAGAGUUUGGUGGGCAAGCCACUGGCCACGACUAUUGAUGAACUCCAACAGGAAGAAUCCGAAGGGCAUGCAGCAGUCCUUCAUAUUGUAGGCACAGCAGAUGAAACCCAAAACGAUCAUGAAGCUGAAGUUUCAUAUGUUACGCUGUCUGAUGGUGAUAUCAUUAUCGAAAUUUGAUUUCGUUUGUCGGCGGUAUAACGUAUAUCCUGUUUACUCGUUCCCAUUAUAACAUUGGAAACCUGUUGUUUACCUUGCACUCUCAAAUUGUGCAUUCACGUUUGUAUGCCCGUGUCACAAGACAAUUGCCACUAAUUGAAUAGGAACAGUAUUCGGAAGUUUUGCCAAGUUGUGUACCAGUGUCGAAAUACAUGAUCCAUGGUGACCUUCA
This is a messenger RNA of Daphnia magna, 2156 nucleotides long. RefSeq names its product zinc finger protein 2 homolog. Gene Ontology annotation, biological process: regulation of transcription by RNA polymerase II. The coding region runs from base 32 to 1945 and encodes 637 amino acids. Lineage: Eukaryota; Metazoa; Arthropoda; Branchiopoda; Diplostraca; Daphniidae. Gene Ontology annotation, molecular function: RNA polymerase II cis-regulatory region sequence-specific DNA binding; DNA-binding transcription factor activity. The transcript is spliced from 5 exons. The record is from RefSeq and is a predicted model, not a curated record.